AUGGCACACAACGCGCCCCCAACGCAGAUGACGCAGCUCCCAGUGAAGCCCGAGGACAGACCACGAUACAGUAAAGAACAACUACAGACGUACUUCCAUCGCAUCCACCUCCCGAAGCACCAUCUCGCAUCGCCCGUGCUCAAGAAUGACCCGUCUCUCGCAUCCACGCAAGAGCACGGCCUCCCUCUUCUGCGAGCCCUCCAUCUGUACCACCUGGGAAACAUUCCCUUCGAGAAUCUCGAACUGCACUACUCCGCCCACAAGAAGAUCUCCCUCAACAUGGACGACCUGUACACGAAAUUUGCAGAGCGGGGACUCCAGUACGGGCGAGGGGGGCGAUGCAUGGAGAACAAUGGCUUCUUUGGCACGGUACUGCGGAGCAUCGGAUAUGAUGUGCGGAACUGUGCGGGUAGAGUGAGCCGGUCGUGGAGUCCCGAUGCCGAGACGAGGAAGCAGCAGGGUGAGACGUACGAUUGCUGGAAUCAUAUGCUCAACCUGGUGAGGAUUGAGGAGCAGUGGUGGGUCGUCGAUGUUGGCAUGGGAAGCAUGGGCCCUUCCAUCAUCUAUCCCCUGCAGGACGGGUGGGAGGGCGUUGCGAUCCCGCCGAGAGUGAUACGACUACAGAAGAGAAGCAUUCCCGAGACCUACAGCAGAACCAGCGAAGACGCCACGAAGCUGUGGUGCUACGACGUAUGCCAUAGACCGGAUGAGAGUGAAAGAAAAUGGAUUCCUACAUAUUGCUUCACGGAGACGGAAUUCCUGCCGCAGGACUACGAGAUGAUGAGUUGGUUCACGAGCACGCAUCCGAAGAGCUUCUUCACGUACUCCGUUCUAUGUACGCGGUUGAUCUUGGAUGAGGAGCAGCAGUGUAUUGUGGGAGAUAUCAGUCUCUUCAACGACGGCGUGAUGAAGAAGAUCGGUGGGAAGAAGGGGGAAGAGCGGCAGUUGAAGACGGAAGAGGAACGUGUGCGGGUCUUAAAGGAGAUGCUGGGAGUUGAGCUGACCGAGGAGGAGAAGAGCGGUAUGCCUUUGGAAAGGAAACUUACUUGA
Messenger RNA from Lecanosticta acicola, 1050 nucleotides. NCBI's taxonomy places the organism in Eukaryota, Fungi, Ascomycota, Dothideomycetes, Mycosphaerellales, Mycosphaerellaceae. The record is from the annotation of a GenBank genome assembly.